Messenger RNA from Suillus fuscotomentosus, 1098 nucleotides. RefSeq lists its product as uncharacterized. NCBI's taxonomy places the organism in Eukaryota, Fungi, Basidiomycota, Agaricomycetes, Boletales, Suillaceae. The transcript has 7 exons. Bases 1 to 1098 code for a protein of 365 amino acids. The record is from RefSeq and is a predicted model, not a curated record. Gene Ontology annotation, cellular component: Ndc80 complex; kinetochore.
AUGUGUGGUCAUCCGUAUCUGAUUACGCGUACUCAGGAUCUCUACAACAACGCUAUCUCACACAAUAUCAUGCUCUACCAUCUCACUCGCUUGGCGAUUUCUGCAUGUAUUCUGGACUUCAGCUCACGAGACCUGUCCGCACCAGAACCAGAGCGCACACGUUUCAUUCUCUCAGCAUUUAUCAACUUCGUUAAGUUCGCGGAGCAAUGUACCCCAUUUAUUAGCAACGUUCAAGAAAAUUCUGUAUGGGUUAUAGAAGAGCGCGAGCAAGCUAUCCAGGAACUCUCAGAAGUCCAGCACAAUGUCGCAGUGCUCAACUCAAGGAAGAAAACUACCCAACUUCUUGCAGCACAGGAGGUUUACAUUGGACUCGCCAAAGACAUUGAAAACCUAAAGAUUGAAAGGGCGCAUCUCCAAGCUCGAAACGAAACCAUCAACUCGGAGUCCGCUCUCCUUAUGGACAACAAUUUUCAUACUCGAUCGCGCAUUGUGCAAUCUCCAGAGCGUAUUAGGCGCAAUAUCAUGACUAUGGGGACCACAGCUAUUGAAGACAAAAAGGCGGUUGCAUUGCACAAAGCAAAGGCACGAGAUCUGCGGGCAAAAUUUUCGGCGCUCGUGACUAUCGAAAAGGAUGUCCGGUCAUGUAUCGAGCAGCUGCAGACGACGGAGAGGGAGGUGCAGCUCCUCGAAGGAUCACAGAAGGAGCUCGCAGAACUCAAAGACAGUCUUGAGAAUAAGACAGUCGAGUGCGGCGAGCUGCAGAAGAAAACUGAGGUAGGUCAUGAUAUAUUCCCGAGUAUACAAGCAACUUGGGCGCAGAGACAUGCAGAGGAAAAGCGACAAGCCAGUCAACAGACUGUUGAGCGCCUCCAGCGAGAUUACGAGAAGAUGGACAUUGAGCGACGAGAGAACGACAAGCAGGUGGAGGAACUCCGGAUGGAAGCGGGCGACAUAGAAACAAAGACGGCAGAGCAUCUUAAGAACAGUGAAGCAGAGCUCAACGAGCUACUCACGGAAUAUUGGAAGCUCCGUCACGAGACGGAGGUAUACAUGAAAACACUCGCGAACAAAUUAAACAUGAAUGUAUCUUCGGACUGA